UUUGCCAUUACCAAAAACAAAAAACAAGCAAUCCUCUAAGGCGUCUCCAGCGUUUCUCGCAGUCGAUGAACCCCCCUGCCCGCUUCCCGAGAUCCUCUUCCGGGGAACUGCAGGCACUGAAGGACGCGCUCCGUCACCACCAACCCGAACCUAGUCCCUCCUCCCCAAGGUAGACACACACGCGCGCGCGCGCUCGCUCACUACCACCUUCUUUUCUUCCAUUCUCUACUCCCCAUCUUCCCGCCUCGUCGUCCGGCAAUCCAUCACGUUACACCAACGACCCGGUGCAUCAACCAACCAACCAACCAACGAACCAGCAACACUACAGGUCCAGCACUACACAGUAACCAAGCCGGGGUCCAGACCUUCCAUCGACUGUCGCCCGAUCUUCUCCUCUCCUCAUUUUUCUCCCGAUCCUUCUUUCCAUCCUUACUCCUCCUCGUUUGCUCUGUCGCAAAGUCACACAGACACACGUCUCUGUGCUUGUGAUUACUUGCGCCCAUUCAGCUUACUGCUCACACCCCCGUCAACCCCCCGACGAGCUGCACAUCACCACCAAGACGGUCCCAGGCGAUGGCACGAAUCAUCGCGACCUGCUAGACCACUGCGCAUACAUUUGCUCCCCUUCCCUUCCACCCACGUUGAGGCUCUGACAAAAUGGGCUGCUGCGCUUCCCGCCUCGACGCCGACGGCCCGUACCCGGAUCCGACCAACACGGACUCCGCGCGAGCCACUAACCGCGCCGUCGCCGCAACCUCUGGCUCCCGCGACGCCUCCGCCGCCGAGACCACACAGACCUCCUCGGGCCGCCGCCGCGGCCGCCACUCGCACAUGCCCCUCGACAAGCACAUCAACAAGCCCCUGCGCCGCCACGUCUGGGCCUCUAAGGGCCGCGCCUGGACCCGCGCCGCUCUCGACCGCGAGCGCGCCGACUUCUUCGACACCCGCGUCACCGGACGGCCCGAGGUCUGGCAGUCCCUGCGCGCCGCCCUCGAGGUCCUCUGGGACCCCGUCGCCCAGGGCGCCGCCGCCGACGGCACCGACGGCCUCGCCACCGCCCAGGGCAUCCUCGAUGCCGCCGAGAUCACCCUCCCCACGGGCGACCUCGCCCAGGGCGCCUACGACCAGCUGGGCAACUACUACCCGCUCUCCGAGUGGCUCGUCGCAGACCCCACCAACCUCGUCGAGGACGACGUCACCGUCGCCGACGAGGCCCUCUCCACCGCAGACCUCAAGGACGACCUCGCCGGCGGCGACGAGACCACCGAGGACCUCGACGAGGACGACAACCUCCGCCGCAGGGAGGAGAAGGGUAAGGCCGUCGUCGACGCCCGAGACCAGCUCUCCGUGCUGGCCCGCCUCAGCGAGACCGCCCGCGACGUCACCAUCAGCUUCCUCAAGUCGGACACCGUCAGAGUCGUUGCCCGAAAGAUCCAGGAAGAGUCAGGCCUUGCCACCGCCAAAAAGGUCCGCAUUGCCUACAUGGGCAGGAUUCUCAAGGAGAACCUCUCCCUCGUCGAACAGGGCUGGCAGGAGGGUCAUGUGGUAAAUGCCCUCGUCUUCGACCGAUAGCAUCAUCGGGGACAGUCUCCGAUGAUUCAGUGCGCGCCCUGGUUGUUUGUCAGCCUGCGCGUCGUCAGGACUCGCAUCAGAUCCAACCCCCCUAGCCCUCUUUCCUCGCCUGCAGGCGCUGGGAACAGCGAGGAGUGAGGGAGUGUGCUGGCCGCUGCCAAGUCUAAGCAGCGUGCCACAGACAUUAGGCGCGCACUUGAACGGCACUCAUACUUCAUCAGAAGCUGUCUGUGCCUGACAACUCUCAACCUACACACCAUACACCCCUUUCAGCGCUCUCUCACAUGUCACAUGGACUUCUUAUAUCAGUACACCUUGUCCUUUGGUCUGAUCUCUGUUCCCCCUCUCCUAUCUCUCUCUCUCUCUCUUUCUCUCUCUCUCUCUCUCUCUCAGAGUCUGGACAAAUACCCCUUUCAUUGCGGUCCAAGACUCUUUUUACUCUGUUGUUUUUUUGCUAGUUUCCUGGCUUCUUUGUUCAGGUAAAUGCGGCGUUGGCAAGGAUGAGGGAGAUAUGGAAGCCUUGAUCCCUUUCAUCCUUAAAUGUUGUUGAUUUGGCUAGCCAUUGCAUGGCGUCUGUUUGUUAUAAAAAAAGUCACGUCACUGCAAGAGUUUGUAAUUCUCCUCUCUUAAUUCUCUCUAGUUCUUAAUAGUGGUCACUUUAACCAGUCUGAUCUGCCACUCUCCGGGUAACUUGAAGGGAGGCAUAGGGGUCCGCUCAGGACUAAUAAUACCAAGAUGUGUCUCAUCCCA
Messenger RNA from Colletotrichum destructivum, 2322 nucleotides. Its product is annotated as Putative Ubiquitin domain-containing protein 1/2. Lineage: Eukaryota; Fungi; Ascomycota; Sordariomycetes; Glomerellales; Glomerellaceae. The transcript has 3 exons. The coding region runs from base 658 to 1572 and encodes 304 amino acids. The record is from RefSeq and is a predicted model, not a curated record. Gene Ontology annotation, molecular function: protein binding.